Orbicella faveolata is the source of this 3127-nucleotide messenger RNA. RefSeq names its product beta-1 adrenergic receptor-like. Gene Ontology annotation, biological process: G protein-coupled receptor signaling pathway. Gene Ontology annotation, cellular component: membrane. The record is from RefSeq and is a predicted model, not a curated record. Gene Ontology annotation, molecular function: G protein-coupled receptor activity. Lineage: Eukaryota; Metazoa; Cnidaria; Anthozoa; Scleractinia; Merulinidae.
UUUGAAGAACGUUUUCGAAAAGUUCCGUUUUCGUGAUUGAUUAGUGUGGGCGUUUAGGCCUAACCGGAGAAAUAAUUUCUCAGGCGUAGUGUUGACGCCGACUCAAACCAGCCGUUUAUAACGAACACAUUUCUCACUGCGUAUUCAAUCAUACCAAAUAAAAGGUGGUCCAUUAGGCAAGGAGCCAUUAGUCCCUUGUCGCUUUAAUAUUUCAUUUAACUUAUUUCAUUAAACAAAAUAAAACAACAGGUGGAAAAUGGAGAAAAUCCAAGACGUUUGCAUCGCUUAACAGAUAUUGAAAAGCUACGUGCCGUUUCUAGGCACAACUAUAUUUCAAGUGGUAAUUUUUUUUUAAAUUUAAUUGACGUUACGUGAACGCAGCUCUCAAGCCUGUUGCAGCAAUUAAUUCUUUGUAUAAAUUAAAGUGAGGUUUUUGCAUAUUUGUUUAUUAUACCUACCAGCUUAUGUUCCGAUGGCUUAGCGUAGAUCGUUCUAUUACCGACAUAGCCAAAAGACCGAAGCUUACGCGUGUCAAACACAUGAAAAUUUGAAACAGCUCGCUUUUAGGCUCACGUUUUCUUGGAAUAAACUGGUAAAACGGCGGCCACCGAAACAAACAAAGACAAACGAUCGAAUCAUGGAUUAUUGAUAACAGAUUAUUGGAAUUAUACCUAAAAGUUGACAAGCUGAAACAACACAGACCUUAACUGUUGACCUACCAAAUAAGACAGAAAUUCACGACAAUUUUAGAAGAGGAAUGUUUCAACACAUAAAGUGUUAUUAGAAUUUUCCUUCCAGACUUAAAAUGUCAAAAAAACAACCUCUUUGUUAUGAGCGCAGCACAGUGACGACACGAAUGACAGGCACUAUCAGCUAUAAUCGAUUGAUUGAAAACCCCCCAAGUCAUCACCUGAAUUUUAAUUAACCUAGUGGUAAAUACGCGGCAUAUUAACCCAAGAUAAUUCGUCGCCUGCAGCAAAUUUUGUCGCCGUUUUAAAAUUUCUUACCAGAUAAAAUUCAACAAAGCACAGGAACCAGAAAAGAUGAACAACACUUGCCAAAGUGAGUAUAAAGAACUGAGCAUGACAGCAAAGGUUCUCUUGUCGACCUGGUAUGGUCUCGUGGGUUUGGCGGCCACAAUUGCAAAUGCGGUUGUUUUGUGGUUGAUCGCCAAAACCCAGUCACUAAGAACAAUUUCAAACUUAUUUUUAACUUCGCUGGCAGCAGCCGACUUUUUAGUUGGUUUGGUGAUUGCCCCAACGUGGAUAUUUAUCAGAUGCUUGGGAUAUGACGCUGAUACUUACUUGCAAACCCACGGUAAAGUUAACGACUAUCUUUGGAUACACACAACGGUGGCCACAACAUUUAACUUGUGCUGUGUUAGCCUAGACAGGUACAUCGCCAUCAUUCAUUCUCUCCGCUACCGAGAAAUUCUAACUAAAAGGAGAUGUUACGAGCUCAUAGCCACUGUUUGGUUGAUGUCCUUGAUUCUCCCCUGUUCGAGGUUUGUGGUCGCGGAAGGUAGCGUAGCGCUAUGGUUGUCUUUUGCAAUCAUCACGGUAUUGAUACCUAUGAUGGUCAUCGUGUCUUGCUCCAUUCGGAUCUUAAGAGCCGCAGCAGAGCAGUCGAGAAAAAUAAUAACAGACAACAGCUUGCUGAAUCAAGACGCGGUUAAAAGAGGAAAAAAGAAUUCCAAGGCCGCCAAGACAGUAAGCAUUGUGGUUGGGCUGUUUGUUGUUUGCUGGUCGCCAAGUCUAGUCACGUCUUUGGUGAAUUAUUUCACACUGGAUCCUUGUGGUCUCAAUCAACAAUUAUCUUACUACACAGAGUGGACAUCCGUCGAAGCACUUGCCUUUACUUCAUCGGGAAUCAACCCGUGGGUGUAUUGCUUGCGAAAUGACGAGUUCUACGAGGCCUUAUCUCGCACUUUUCCAUGUUUUCCAAGACGAAAUUUGGGACAAGAUAAUUUUCAUCUAAGAAAUAAAGGCGGUAAUCAAGCAGAAAUUUGAGUGGCAAUACCCAACAGGCGUGAGGAGAGUAAAGCCUUACUACACCGGAAUUAAUCAAACGAAAUUUGCUAAAAGCGUGAGCCUGAAGCCGGAUUCGCUCAUCCAUGAACGUUGUUUUUGAAGAUUCCAUUCUAAAAAUCAUCAAGCGCAACUUAUAUGAUUACUUGUGUGUUUAGGAAACAACCAAUAAAAUUUCAAAGAGGAAAGAUAAUAAACUAAAAAUCGUGUUUAGAACAAAUAACACUAUAAUUUCCCGUUUAACAGCUGCAGAGUCUCGAUUUUUUGCUUACGUCAGCCCUAACUACGUUUAAAAAAUAGGUAAGACACACUGGACAAUGCUUUUUUAACUUCAGCAAGAAAUGUACAUUGAUUGAUCUUAGUACAAGGCAGCAAGGCUUACCACAAAGAAAAUUCUAAGAACUUCUAUCUGUCACUUAUGCAAUAAAUAAAUAAUAGAUUUUUUAAGGUUCCCCCGGGAAGAUCCUAAGCGGGAGAGGAAAUUAGUUUAUGGAAAUCAACGUUACAAACAGACAACUAAAUUUUAAGUAGUUCCAACAGGAGUUCCAAAGCCAGGAAAUAGAAAGUUUUAGGAAAACUUAGCGCGAGUGCAAAUUAGUUUGAGGAAAUCAACGGUAGAAACGGAGACCUAAAUUUUAAGUCGUUGCAAAGGCAGGAAAAAGAACGUUUUAGAAUAUCACUGCUGUAACUUCUUCAAUCGACGCUUUGCAUUCACUCACGCCAUAGAAAAUUCGGAAAAGAAGGAAAUUGCUCGUAGUCAGCACAAUGAUAUCGACAGAAUGAAUAUGGAUAGAUUUAAUUUAUCAUUGACAAUCUCAGAUCUCACAGGAAACACUUUGAGUUUUUAAAUACUUUUUACCAGAGAACGCUAUAUCCUAUAUUAUCAUGAUCAAUCCUGGUAAUUGGCUUCGACAACGGAUUCCACAAACAUGAAAGCAGCACGUAUAAGUCGAUUUUGCUGAGUAGUCCCCAGUCUUGUAAAGACGACUGCGCUCGAGGCUAUAGCUUGAUCAUAACAAAGGUCACCGAAAAAUAAAUAUUUAGAUCACGUCUUGAAGUACCACUAUGAUGAAAUUUGCGAUAUCCAUUUUUUUACAUUU